AUGGAUACACAAGAAUUAUGUCAUGCAGACCCAGAACAAGAGUUUACAGCUGGGGUCCGUCUUGUUGUUUUAAACCUGCCAGAGGAUGAAGGGGAAGGUUUGGGAUUCAGACUCACAAGAACAUUGUGGGAUCCAUAUCCAUGGAUCCACGAAGUGACUCCAGAAUCGAGAGCAGACAUCGCCGGACUUAAGACAGGGGACUGUUUAUUGCAAGCGGAUGGUAAAGACCUGUUGGGGUUAACGAUCGGUAAGGUAGCGGGUUUGAUAAGAGGCGACGGAGAGGGACAUGGCGUCUCUUUACUGGUGUGGAACUGUGGGGUCGAUCCAAGCGAUGAUCCUGAGUUGCUAUGGAGUUGCGGCGGGGGUUCCCGUGGGGAACGCUCGAGACGAGCUCUAGCGGGCGUGGUGAAAGCGUUAUCGUGUUGCGUAUGCGCCGCCACCGCGACUAAGGCGCUUAACUGUGCACGGUCACAUUUGUAUUGUGAAGGUUGUUGGAGCAGACUGCAGAGAUGUGCCUUGUGUAGAGAGUCGUUGCCCGCUAAAGAUUCACCUUACGCUAGAAAUUUAGUCGCUGAACAGGUCUUCGAAGCAAUAGCCACAGAAUACGAAUUAAAGAAUACAUUGAAAAAUACAAAAGCUACCUCAGCCCACACCUCGCCAACACGAUCUCCAAAUAUAUCUCCAUCUUCAAGUCGAAAGGGCCAAUAUCAAUUAUCAGUGAUGCAAAGAAACAGGAAAGCAAUACAAAAUUCUUUAAAUAACGAAAAGUUCGCUUCAGAUCCGAAUAUCAAUCGGCACAAAAAUUCAAUUACCAAUAUGACACAACGUCAAAUUAAUAAUGGCGGGAAAUGUAGAUGUCAAAAUGAAUUGACAGUGCCACAGACAACUGAAGGUAACUUGUGUAGCUGUCAAAUACAGCAUAAAUUGGUAGCGAGGUUGAGACAGGCUUGCUCUCUUGCCGAUUUACAAAACGGACCUGUGCAAAGUAGUACUUUAUCGAAGUCGUUAAGUAAUAUCAAUUCGAACGACCAAAGUAACACCACCGGCCAACAGAGCAACUCUAUGGAUAGUCUUAAACACUUAGAUGCGCCAGUUUUCGUGUUAUCGCCACCACCUAUAUAUGUUUUAGCAUGUGAACAUAGCAAA
Molecule: messenger RNA, 1146 nt
Organism: Brenthis ino (lesser marbled fritillary)
Lineage: Eukaryota; Metazoa; Arthropoda; Insecta; Lepidoptera; Nymphalidae
Source: the annotation of a GenBank genome assembly